Bipolaris maydis ATCC 48331 is the source of this 447-nucleotide messenger RNA. RefSeq lists its product as uncharacterized. NCBI's taxonomy places the organism in Eukaryota, Fungi, Ascomycota, Dothideomycetes, Pleosporales, Pleosporaceae. The record is from RefSeq and is a predicted model, not a curated record.
AUGGAAUCUUGUAAGAAGCCGAAUGAGACAGAAAUGAGAACACCAGUUCCAGAGAACGGGAACCAAGUACUAACUUUCUCCACCCUCUUUAUCGUCCUAGCAACCGCCAUGGUCCCAGCUAUGAUCGGAUUCGCCAAGGCCGUGCAAGACGGAGAAACCGGCUUUACGUCCGACGCCGACUUCAGUAUUGUCAUCCGUGACACUAUUAUGACGGUUCUUGCCGCGGCGCUCUCAGCAGUUCAGUUGUUCAGAUCGCCGCGCAAAGAUAGCGCAUACAAAAUGGCCUGGGUAUUCUCGGGUCUAGCCAUUUCCCUAGGCGUUACAGCAAUCAUUUUGUAUUCGCUUGUCAACAAGGCCUACAGUUCGCUUUGUGGAUUUUUUGCAGUUCUUUUCUGUUGCGUCAUUGGCGAUUUUGGCUUUGGAUGGAGGGAAGGGAGCGCCUCAUAG